This is a messenger RNA of Fopius arisanus, 3665 nucleotides long. RefSeq lists its product as uncharacterized. Gene Ontology annotation, molecular function: cell adhesion molecule binding. Bases 1018 to 3573 code for a protein of 851 amino acids. Gene Ontology annotation, cellular component: plasma membrane; cell-cell junction. The record is from RefSeq and is a predicted model, not a curated record. Gene Ontology annotation, biological process: cell-cell adhesion. Lineage: Eukaryota; Metazoa; Arthropoda; Insecta; Hymenoptera; Braconidae. The transcript has 10 exons.
UGUGCCAGUGCCGCAUCCUUCUGUCGUCCGCAAGAAGAAGCCGAAGAACACGAGGAAUAAGACGAGAAGGAAUCCAUCCAUCUGCCCGCCCGCUGGUCAAUUCCUCUGCCUCUGCACAUUCCGCCAUUAACAUUGUACAUAUAUAACAAUUUAACCGUGAAAACAAUUCCCAUUGUUUCCAAUUGUGAAAAAUUAUCCAUUUCUUCUCGGAAUCUCUUGAGAAAGAGAGAUCGUGCGAAAUCAUCGUUUUUAGGGUUUUUUUUUCAGCUGUAGGCUUCACCAUAAUAUUUUAUCUCUGUAAGGGAAAAAAUUGUUAACAAUUGGGAGUUGAAGGUGAGGCCUGAAACGAGGCAUUUAUUGAAGGAGGAAAGAAAAAAAAAGGGGAGACCGAAGAAGCAGUCGAAGAGGAAGUGGAGAACGGAUACCUUAACGUGGCGCACAACACCACGCGCAGUCGAUUAUGAGCCAGAGCACGUUUCGCACGAUUUUGUUUGGCCGCUGCCGCGACGAACCGUCACUACUAUUUACUCGAAAUUUACAAACUCCUAGGAUAUGAAAACAUAAUCGGGUUUGCCUAUGAAACACCGGUGAUCAUUUAUUAUCGAACUCGCGAUCUAGUGCGUUCGCGUCACGGCCAGUGGUGUGGAGAAAAUAGAUAAUAAGCCGGAAAAUUGUAAUGGGUGGAUGAGGAAAAUUGAAAUUGUGUCAACGGUGCAGUGACAACCGGAAGUUGAGUGGUUGAAGGAGUUUCUCACCACUGUUGAAUAAGAUGUUCUUAUUUAUUAGCUUCUGGGUUUUUUAUUGACAUUCAAUUAGCAAAAGUUGAUUAAUCAGUGGGUUAAUUGUUGUGGAUUCAUUAUUCGGGAGUUUUUCGUAUUUUUGGGUGAAUCGUGAGUGAAGACUCGUCAAGUGAAGACGAGUUGCACGUAUUCUUCAUUGGACCUUAAAUUUUUCUGGUAAUAUUAUCCUUCUGCUGGAGAAAUUGGAAAGACAAGAGUAAAUGGUGAAUUCGCGUGGAUGACCUUAGACGACCCGGUAUCGACCGACACCGUCUGCGUUCACACACAUGGUCGCCAUCACGAAAAACCAACAGCGGAAAUGUUUUCGAAAAUUAUAUUCUGGGUCACACUUCUGUAUCUCCAGACACUCUGCCUUGGAUUACCAGAAAAUACGCGGAAAGAGUCGACGAGUACGACACCUUCCUCAGUACCUGCUGUGAUUUUAUCGCGUAAUGAGUCAUCUCUAGUUUUUUUGGAUAUUCCUCAGCACACAGUGACACCACUGGGUGCCUCUGUCCUAUUAGCAUGUAGAACAGCCGAACCUGUGAUUGACUGCCAGUGGUCCUGGCGGCCACUACCCCCCAUCCACCUGCCACAUCCUGAUAUCAAUAAUUCAGAGGAGAUCAAUGAAACAACAACGAUUAUUGCAACUGUACCAACCACGGCUGAGACACAGUCAUUACCAGUCAAACUGUUUCCAGCGUUUGGUAAUAAUAGCAAUGAUUGUUCAGUGAGAUUUACUAAUACUCAGUAUGAGCAAAUAGGAUAUUGGACGUGCGCCGCCCGAAAAUCCAGUGACGGGGAUUUCGUUAGCACUGAACCAGCCAGAAUUACCAUAUCCACUGAUAAAAAUGAAACAGCAAUAAAGUUCGUAAAGAGCGAGGAUGCGGAAGAGGUAGCGGUGGGCUCAUCGGGCCAAAUAAUUUGUCGUACAGAAAGACCAGUGAAGGAGUGCCAGUGGUCAUGGAGACUGUUCAAUCAAACGGAUGUGUGGAAUUUGGAGAUAAAAAAAUUCAUCUCAUUCGGCCCUGACAACACAGACUGCAGUAUUAAAUUCACGAAUGUAUUGCCGGAGCAAGAGGGAUUGUGGACGUGUGGUGCACGCAGCAAUCUCAAUGGCACAUUUGCCCUGGCGCAUCCUAUACGUUUUUUUAUCUCCGAAGUGAAAUUCGUACAACUCUCAAGUGGCAUCCAGAUUGCCGCUGGGGAAUCUGCACAGCUCAAAUGCCUGGUGAACAAACCGGCCGUUCAGUGCGAAUGGUCCUGGAAGCCCAUAAAUUCCAGCAGAGAACCAACGGUUAUAAAAAAAAUCACUCCCAAUAGCGAUAAUGAUCACGACUGUUCAGUGAGAUUUAAAAAAGUAUUGUAUGAAGAGGAGGGAUUGUGGACGUGUGGCGUUAGAUUAACCAGCAAGGGACCUCUCCAUGAGGCACCACCUGCUAAACUUACUCUACUACCUGAAAAGAUAAAUUUAGUAGAGACUCCUCAAAACAACACACUUCUCAUAAAUACCAAAGAGGUAUUGAAAUGCACAGUGAGUGGACGAGCGGAGAAGUGUUCCUGGCUUUGGCGUCCUCUGAACGGAGAUGCAAAGGCAACAAUAGUGCGGGAAUUCGCUGGAAUGGGAAGUGGUGAAAAAGAGUGCAGUCUGGACAUUCCUCAAGUAAGGAUUCAAGAUCAAGGCUACUGGGCUUGCAGAGUCUCGGUGACAUCUACCAACACAGUUGUCACGUCUCCAUUCGCAAAGGUCGUUGUGUAUGAGCAAGACGAAAUCGAAUUUUCCGAGUUGUCAAAGGAUAUUCAAAUAUCGUCGGGAGGCAGUGUACUCCUCAAGUGUGUCACCUCAUUGUCUGUGGAGCAAUGCAGAUGGUCACUCACCCCAGUUAAUUCCAAUACGACAGUAGUGGUUAAACAAUUUUUUGCAGCUGGACCUGAGGGCCGUGACUGCAGUGUGAGACUGAGUCAUGCUUUGGCUGAACAAGAGGGUUUGUGGACCUGUGGUGCUAAAAUUCGUGGCAAUGAGAAUUACACAUAUGCAGCACCAGCAAAACUUAGCCUUCUUGAGCAAGGGAUGUGGGGAAAAUUGCACAUAACCAACUGUUCACGCUUAAUCCUCGAGGAUGAUAUCGCCACGCACACGGUGGUUGGUGAUUUUGUUCAAAUAAUGGAGCACUCAGAGCCAGUGGCAGUGGCUGUAUGGACCAGUCCUCAUCAAAAAGUUACCCUGGCUUGCAGGCUCAGCCCAAUGCCACUGAAUGCUAAAUGCCAGUGGCAUCACCAGUCCAACGAUCGAAUCAACAGGAAUGAGACUUUACGAAAGAGGCAGGAUAUGAGAAUGAAUUACACUAGUGGAAUGUGUACACUCCAGUUCAAACCAGAUGCUAGUGAUGUAGGGUCAUGGACGUGCAGGUUCUAUAUUGACACUGGUGAGGGAUUCAUUGAACUGGGAAAUGCUACAGUGAUGGUCAUUCAAACGGAACCUGCUGAUGGAAUCCUUGGUUGGAUAGUCGGAGCAGUGACAACUCUAAUUCUCUUUGUGAUGAUUCUCGUCGUCGUUCUGGUUGUGUGGAAAGGGAAAUUAUUCAACAGAAAGCCUAGAGUACUCGAGACAGUCUCUUUCGAUCAUCCGAAUAACCUGAGACUAAGAAGCACCGAGAGUCGAGAGUCGAGACCCAAAAAUGAGAGUCGCUCGACCGACGAGGUAAUCCUCGGUGUCAAUCCCAGUUAUUAUGAAUCCCUGAGACAAUACCAUUCCCCAAUAUCGAGAAGUUACGAAAACUUUGCGACAACAUAGCGAAUAAAUUGUUACCAAAUGUACAUAUUAUACAAAAAUUAUUUUUUUGUUGUUAUUAUUAUAAAGAAUAUUUACAAUUUCGGAAUUUAGAA